UCCAAGUCUGUUCAAGGGUCAAUUUUCAACUUCAGAUAAAAUUGAAAGGAUGAGAUCCCUUAGGUUCAUAACAUCUCCUGUGAAGGUGAAGUCUUUGAAAUCACGAGAACAUGUGCCAAUAUUCUACCCAGAAGUUGUUCUCUGUGUCGAGAUUUAUCACAAGAAAAACUCCUCAUUGAAGACCCAAGAAUUUCUAGUUUUGGGAAGCCAAACACUUGACGAGUUGAGGGAUAAUAUAUAUUGCUUGACUGACAAGCUGAUGGAGACAGCAGGGCAAUCUGAUCCAUCUGGAUAUUUCCUUAUUGAAGAUACCUUUUACAAUGAUCUGAGAAAUUCCCCUUCUAUUGACUAUAGUAAACCUAUAUUCGACUGGCUUAAGAACGCAAAGAAUGAAGCAGCAGAGAAGUGGGAAUAUAUUAUGUCUGGUGAGCUAAAGAAGAAGCAAAAAGAGCUACUAGGGGAUCUGGACAUCGCCAACUUGCCCAGCUUUAAAGCAGUACAUAUGCAUAAACUCGAUUUGCUGACCUGCGAUUUUCGGUUGGGCGCUGGAUAUCUUUACUGUACACAGGGAAACUGUAAGCAUAUCAUAGUGAUCAGGGACGUGAGAAUGAUCCACUCGGAGGAUGUACAAAAUCAGUCCGAUUAUCCUCUCCUCACGUUUCAACUCCGACCCCGUCAACAGAAAUGCUCCGUGUGCAAAAUAUAUCAUGCAACAAAGAUGACAGUUGAUGAUAAGUGGUCUCCAAAGAACCCUUGUUAUUUUUGCAUCAAAUGUUAUUUCCUCCUUCACUACAAAGAAGAUAACUCUUUGUUGUAUCCUCAUGCUGUAUUUGAUUAUUUUCAUGAAUAGUACCCUGGGCUGGUCCAUGAGUUCAGUUUUGUUGUUUGGUUGAGGAAGGCAAUUAAUGAUCAUCAUAUAUUCGGCAUCAAACGUAGAGUUUUUCAAGCGUAGUAUGUUCCAACUUU
This is a messenger RNA of Phoenix dactylifera (date palm), 966 nucleotides long. The record is from RefSeq and is a predicted model, not a curated record. Lineage: Eukaryota; Viridiplantae; Streptophyta; Magnoliopsida; Arecales; Arecaceae.